AUGCCUCAAAGUACUGGUGAUGAUUUCGUGACGAAACUAAAGGCUCACGGCAACAACGACUUUUGUGAUUUGGCUAAAGCUCACGAAGAAUACAAUGUCUUGCUCAGCAAGUUUACUUCAACUGAAAAACCUUCGUUCUCCCUCAAUAUUUUAUGUACCUUAUGCAGGAACCUAGAGAAAGUACCUUCGUGGAGAACCAAAAUUAACCGCAAAGACUUGUUAAAGUUGUGUAUUGAUUGUGUGAGACAGACAAGGGGAAUCACUGGACAAAAGCAAGUUAUGGUGUUAGCCGCGAUUUAUCAUAUACAUAAAUUUAUUGUUAAAGAGGAUACUUCUGUACCAGCAGAGUUAAUAUUAAAAUUAUCAAUUAUGCCAUUUGAAUGUGAUACACAAUACCUUCUCAAAGACUACCACAAAACAUACUGGAGUAUAUUAGCAGAUAGAAUAAAUUAUAUAGAGAGAUUGAAACCAACACAAAUACCAAUAAUCAAACUAUUGCCUAAGUUGAAUGAAGACUUAUCGAAGGUUGCCAAAAUAUAUACAGAUCAAUAUGAGUUCUGUGUAAAUCUUUUACCGUUUAUAAUAAAAAAACUAACUUUUAUCUAUGUUGAAGUAUCUAGUUUGAAUGAAACAUAUCGGAUGAUUUUUGAGAGUAUAAAAGCAUACGAAGAACAAUUCAAGACACUGAAUGAGAAACAGAUAAACGAUCUAUAUGUGAAAUUUAGUGACUGUAUCUAUGUUGUAACAGAGAAUUCAGCGAGGAGGAAUUUUAAAGAUUCACCCUUAGAUGAAAUAGUAAGGGUUUGUCUUAACCUACUGGGGCAUAGAUCUGACGUUUUCCACUGCUUGCAAACAUUCUAUUUAAAUUCAUUUCUAUAUAUUUUCAAUAGGCACACAGAUGCGGAGAAUGUUUUCAAAAACUUAUUAGUGUCCUGUGAAGCUACAGAGAAACUAGGUUACAAAGUUCUCAUGGAGUUAACGUACCCCUAUUUGAACCAAUUACUAAGGCUGUGCAUAGAGUAUUAUCAAAGACGGCAGAAUUUGCAAUAUCUACAAGAAAAUUGCUCAAAAUUAAUACUGUUUCUUAUGGGUCGAGCAAAAUGUAAACAGCUGAUCAAAUGUGAAAAUUGCUCUAUUCAAACCGGCUUACAUGACGCACUUCGCCUCAGCUUUUUAGUUAAAUACCUAUCGCCCCUUAAUACAGACAUAUUAAAAUCAAUUAUAGAUAGACAAUACAAAAUCCUAUACAAUCUUAGAAGCUUAGGAUGCGUCAACUAUGAAAAACAUUACACCAAACUACAAACAGACAUACACAACAUGGCGAUACAGUUCUAUAAGAGUAAAAACAAUGAUGAAUCAAUAAAUCUAUUUAACAUUUAUGUUAAGAAUGAGUUGAAAAACCAGUCUGUGGGCAAGAAUAUAUGUCGGGCUCUAUAUAAUAAGAGUAUAUGUCAUUUAGAGAAACGAUCAUAUGAUGUUGCCUUAAGAGAUGCAUUCUUGUGUAUGGCAUUUGAUAAAAAUGAAAAUAUCGAGAAGUAUAUGAGUUUAGUGCUGGAUAUAAAGGGGAAGGCGGUGCAGAAUGAAGUUGACGGUCAUCAAGCAUUGCAGUUGAUGUCUGUGCUGGACGCUUGUGACUCUAUGGUUCGUGGAUUCUAUGGGAAUUUGGAACCAGUUUUAAAGGAUAUAAGAUUUAGUGAGCUGUUGAAACAGGAAUUUUCAAUAUAUGAGAGAUUGUGGCCAUCUUUAGUUCCAAUGACCGGGGUCAUUAGAUCUCUAAACAAUAUGAUUCAAAGGAAACCUGACUGGAUUCUAGUUGAAGAUAAAACCAUGUUAAAGCAUUUGUUAUACGACAUUGUGUUAAAAACACCGACUUUAGUGCGAGCGAUACACGAGACAAACUUUAAACAAACCGUUAACGAUUUACUUGAAGAUAUGGAAUGUCAAAAACUGUCAUUAGAUGACAGAAUGGUGCAAGUAGCACUACUGAUGUUGAAAUCUGAAUUCAACCUGCAAGAAGCGACAGACAAACAUGGCUGGAAGCCAGCAGAAUAUAUGUCGAAUCCAAACCAAAGCACAAUAUAUCGAACUAUGUCUACCGAGUACGAUGUAAUGAAAGAUGCAAUUCGUGCCGUUGAUUUGCUGUCUACCCUCAAAAAGUUGGAUCAGUUAUCCCCGAAUCGUUUGUCCCAUUUCUUACAACUGUGCCAAAUUAUCCAGUUUCAACUAUUACACAUGGAACGGACGCUGCAUGGCUUACAAUUGGCCCAUAUCUGCCGAAAGAUGGCGGGAAUCGCUAGUGACAAAGUGGCCUACAUACGUUCCUCCGGUCUGUUGCUGUCCCAUGCUGUUUCUAAGUGCGGUGAGAUGCAAGAGAUCGCUAGAGAUGGUGUCACAUUGUAUUCGGAGCUUAUGAAGAAUGGACAGGAUCUAGAAGCAGCGCUCAUCUUUUUGUGUGAACUUGGGAUGUAUUACGUGAAAUGCAAUAAGCAAUCAACAGCGGCUCAAAUACUGAUGACAGCGGAGAGGUGUUUAGCAGACGAGGGCCGAAAUUACAGUGAUACACAGUUGCACCUAGCACUGGGUAAAAUUAUGGAACUUGGACUGUUACUCAAUGCUAAUGGAUUGUCACACUUGUCCGCUGUCAACAUCAUACAAAGGCACUACAUCGCUGGGCAGGCGAUAGGUGCAAGCUGGAUCCAUCGCCGCCGCUACAACCUUCAAUUAAAAUACUACAUACAACAGUCCAGCGUUCGAUGCACUGAUGUCUGUAGCCGGCUCAAACUCUGGAGACGAGCCACUAGCGCGGCCGGUGCUGCCCUAUCACCAACGACCGCGGGUGCCCAUGGGCGGAUGUUUGCUCAUCUAUGUGAUACUAGCAGGACAGAUGACGCGCGGAUUAAAAUACAAGAUCGUCUGAAGUACAUUCUCGGCCUAACUCAUGAGUUGAAACACCGCGAUGUCGGCAAAAGUAUAAAAACACCCGCCAAAACACGAAGUUAUCAAAACAUCGAAGUCUCUCUCAAUGUGAACUUGAGAUCGAUAAGCCCGACAUUCGAAGUAACCAUACCUGCAUUUGCUUCGCCACCUUUCUUGGAACACACUCAAUGCUCAUGCUAUGCAUGCAACAUGCCAGCAUGCAUCAUUCUGGCAUGCACGGUUGCCUCUUUGGAGUCAUCUUUGCAUUUCCGCUCGAAGCAGAACCAUAUAGCGAGAGAUUACUUCACUGGCGCGUUAGAUACAUUCAAACUCGCUGAAGCAAAGAUACAAACAUUGUUCAAAAGGAAUGAGACUCUCGAAAAUGUAAUUGUGGAUAUCGUGAAAAAGAUCUACACUGACGAACUGAAGACCAUAGAAAUUGGUUUUCUCAUAGAAUACGCCUUUUUCGAACUCGCCGAAGGUAAUAAUGAUAAAGCGAAUGAGCUUAUCGUUAAAAUACACGAAGUGUCCGAGAGAAAUGCCGAUCCGUAUAUCAGAAACGAAAUAUCCAAUCUUCUUAUUGCCACAUAUUGGUUGUGUAAACCGAUAAACGCGAAGACAUGUAAAGACCUAGAAAUAGAGUUCGAUAGACUUAAAAUCACCACAAGUGAAGUGCCAAAGACACCAGAAACUAAGAUAAUGCCAAAAAUAGUGAAACAGCUAGUUAAGAAUGAGGAGAUACCGGAGAGACGGAAGCCCGUUAUGAAAUUGGAUUUCCAAAUAGAUAUGGCUGAAGAGGAAACGCCCCAAAAGACUAUUAAAACGAACUUCAAGAUCCCAGUACCUGUGAUCCCUUCGAAGCCAAAUGUUGAGACUAUAACUCCGAGACCGAGCAGAUCGAGACCAAAGAUUACAGUAGCUGAACCAGAUACUCCACAAGAAUUUUUUACUCCAAACUCAACGCCCAGCGAAAAAUUCUUCACGCCAAUACCGAAGACGUACUCCAGGAAAAUUGUGAAAAAUCUGGAAGCCGAAUUGUCGACGCCGACACCUUUAGAAUCCACCAACCCGAGGUCGUUGAGAAAGAAGGCCCUUUUAAGGGCGACGAGUCCUGGGAAACUGGAGAAGACAAGCGAUGCCGCUGUCACUAGGUCAAGCAGACGCCUGAAACAACCUGAUUUCGAUAAAUGA
Molecule: messenger RNA, 4107 nt
Organism: Leptosia nina
Lineage: Eukaryota; Metazoa; Arthropoda; Insecta; Lepidoptera; Pieridae
Source: the annotation of a GenBank genome assembly